UUCUGUAUCCCUAUGGACGAAAUCCCUCACUUUGUGGCAAACCUGUCAGGAAGUGAACAACCACGCGAUGCUGCAUGGUAAAAGGAUUUGGCGGAUUGUUUUUUCGCGGUGGUCGUGAAAAUUCGGGGUGAGACAUGCGGUAUUUGUGACAAUCGUCUGUAACGUAAACCGAGAAGAUUCUGCUUUCGGAAUGUGCGAUAAGCAUUGGGAGGCUUUAGCCGAAAUCUACAUCGCGGAUAAAAACUCGUCUGAUCCAGACGAUUACAUUUGUUGUCUGUGCAGCAGAUUAUAUAUCCGGACUUCUGAAACUCGCACAAUUUUAGCUUCUGAAGAUGCUAGUGAAGGGGAAGAUAUUGAUGGGGACUGUGUGGGUGAGAUGGUGGAUAUUGGCAAGGGAUCAGGGAUAGAGACACAAUCUAUAGAAAAACAUGAUGAAGAACCAGUAAGCUGUUAUUGCAGUGCAUCUCACACAGAUAACUAUUACUCUACAGAUGAACAUGAUUCUGUACGUGAUUCAGCUCACUGGCCCGCUGCACAUUCCCUGACUCAGAAGCUUGGUCUGCAUCAGUCUGAUUCUGGUGCAGACCUAUCUGAAUAUCACGAUCAGCAUGAGGCAAAAAGUAUACAGAAUCUUGUAGCAUCUUAUGGAAAAACUUUUCAAACCACAGAAACUAUGAUAGAAAAUAAUUAUGAAAGUGUAGAUGCAACUGAAUAUAAACAUAUAUCAGGUAGUGACAAGGAAUCCAUGGUGCAAAGUUUAUCAGAUAGUACUACUAUAUCAAAUAAGGAAACACAUGAAAAGGAUCUCACCUCUUAUAUGCAAUUUGAGUCUGAUUCUUACACUUAUCCUUAUUCCGCGUUUUGCGGAAGUAAUAAAAGUGAAAUGGAUACAGAAUGGGGAAAGUUUUGGGGCAAGAAUGGAGAGCAAAUAAUAUGGAAAUCUUGGCUCGAAAAAUACACGGAUUAUAUCCCUGAUUAUUUUCAGAAUAAUUCGAUAGAAGAUAAAAAGUCACAGGAUAUGGAAAUUGAUGAAGUAGAAGUCGUAGAAAAUUAUUUUGAACAAAAUACAUGUUUUCCAAAUCAAACGCACAAGAAUUGCGAUAAUUCUAACUUUGCAGGCACUUUCAUUCAGAAUAAUUUGAAUGACGAGUUAAAGCCAGCAGCAAUAUCUUCUUCCAAUAGUUUUUUAUUUGAACAAAUGAGCAGACAAGAGAGUAGCGAUAAGGAUGCAGAAGAAAAUAGGAAAAAAAUUAUUAAUUUUGAGAUACUGCAAGAGAAUGGCGAUGGUUGGAAUCCUCUGAGUCCACUCAGUAUAGAAGAGACUUAUAAUCAACAAUCUAAUGCAGAAGAUGAAAGAUUAUUAACAAGAUGCGAUUCUAUUAAUGGCUCAAUAGCAAAGACAAACGCAACUUCCGAUUCCAUGACAAACGUUACUAAAAUGACGUUAACUAGUUCUAGUUGUGAUUCUAAUUCUGUUCAUUCGUUUAGUCUCAUCACUUCCGUUACUAGUUCCAUCGAAAGUAGUAUAACUAGUAGCAGUUCUGAUCAGGAGAACGAAUUUACUAUGGAAGAUAGUGAAAAGUGUUGGCAGUAUCUAUGGAAAGAAAAUUUUCAUACACAAUAUCAAAAACAUUAUGAAAUAUUCAUAGCAAAUUAUCAAAGAGAGCACAAUAUAGAUGGUAUUAAUUGUAUAGAUUAUCCUGAUAACUCUAUUGAACUUCCUAUGUCAUUUGACUCAUUUGAUGAAACCCAAGAGAAUGAAAAUGAAACGUAUUUAGAACCUAAUAAAAUAUGUUUACAAGUUUCAGACAAAUAUGAGACAGAUAUAUGGAAAGAUGAUAAAGACAUAGAUCUUAUAAAACAAGAUGAUAAAAGCACAGUUAGUAUAAAAAAAGGAAAAAAGAACUCAAAAUCCAAAGAAGAGAAAAAAGCAGAAAAGAGAAUUUUGACCUCAGUAGGUACACUUCUGAAAAACUUAGCAAUAAGAGCAAAAGAAUUGAUUGAAGAUAAUGAUGCUGACGAAAAAAUACAUGAAAAUCAGCUAGAAAUUACCAAAAAAGAAACAAUAGCUUCUGUUAUUAGUAAUGAACAAGACUCUUCUACUGGAGAUAAACUUUAUGAAGAUGUUCAAAACGUUCAUCAACUGAGUCACUUUUGUCCUGUUAGUUGCUCAGUGGACUUCGAAGAAGACGAAUCGAGUAGCGAUGGCUUAGAAAGUGUGAAAAAAGCUUUUUGGCAAAUGAAUUACGGCGCAAUCAUUGAAAACGAAAACCAAAGAAAUAUGCAAGGCGAAGUUGUUUACCGAAAACGCAAUAUCAGGCGAUAUACCUCAAAUGGGCUUAAGUAUUCCCAAUUCAUAACAGAAAUAAAACGGAAAAAUGUGAGAAAUGUGAAAUCCAGUGAUGUCGACAUACUAAAGGACGCAGGAGAAAAAAUCAUCGAAGAUACAGCUGAGUUGAGAAAAUAUUUAUCUUAUGAUUCACUGUCAGUACCCUCAGACAAUGUACAGCACAAUGAUAAGGGUUCCUAUACAAAAACACAAAUUACAUCUAGUUCUGAUGAUGAAGAUAGUGUAAGAAACAUGCAAAAGAAAAAAAAGAAGAAGCAGUUCAGAAAACAAAACAAAACCAUUCCAAAAGAAAUAGCUAAUGAUCGGAGGCUAUUUAAGUUUUAUAUCAGACGGCAUGGUUUAUUUAGCAAAUAUGAUGAAGGAAUUAAACUAGACCAUGAGAGCUGGUAUUCCGUAACACCUGAAGAAAUAGCAAAAAACAUAGCAAAGAGAUGUAGAUGUGAUACUAUCAUUGAUGCAUUUUGCGGUGCUGGCAGCAAUAGCAUUCAAUUUGCAUUUACAUGUGAAAGAGUGAUUGCAAUAGACAUCGACCCCAAUAAAAUAGAAAAUGCUCGACAUAAUGCAAGAAUUUAUGGCGUGGAAGAUAGAAUAGAAUUCAUUAUUGGGGAUUUUCUGAAGUUAGCACCAUCUUUGAUCGCGGAUGUUGUAUUUUUAAGUCCACCUUGGGGCGGUCUUGAUUACAAAAAACAAAAAGUAUUUGAUCUUGAAAGUAUCUUGCCUUUUGUUGGCGGAAAAGGUGUUUUUGAAGCAGCUAGAAAAAUAACCGAUCACGUGGCAUAUUAUUUGCCCAAGAAUUCAGAUCCCUUACAGAUGACUAUGUUAGCUGGACGGUACGGUGCAGUGGAAAUUGAGCAAAAUAUAUUUAAUGGGAGAUUUACAGCUUGUACAGCCUAUUAUGGUGAAUUGGCGAGAAUAUAAUAAUUUAAAAGAAGAACAAAGAAGAUUAUACGAUUAUUUUCCACUUCAAUUUUUAGUUUAAGUUUUAUCAGUAUUUGUAAUGAGAUCAGAUUCCAUAGUCUCUUUUUUACAUUUCUGGUCAGCCGAGACUUGGACUUUUAUCUUACAAUAUUAUACUUAAAAGAAUAAUGUAAUUUUAUAAACACUUUUAGUUAUUUUUUA
This is a messenger RNA of Pseudomyrmex gracilis, 3469 nucleotides long. RefSeq names its product trimethylguanosine synthase (gene Tgs1). Bases 191 to 3268 code for a protein of 1025 amino acids. Gene Ontology annotation, cellular component: nucleus. Gene Ontology annotation, molecular function: RNA cap trimethylguanosine synthase activity. The transcript has 9 exons. NCBI's taxonomy places the organism in Eukaryota, Metazoa, Arthropoda, Insecta, Hymenoptera, Formicidae. Gene Ontology annotation, biological process: 7-methylguanosine RNA capping; 7-methylguanosine cap hypermethylation. The record is from RefSeq and is a predicted model, not a curated record.